Messenger RNA from Myxocyprinus asiaticus (Chinese sucker), 1720 nucleotides. RefSeq lists its product as uncharacterized. Gene Ontology annotation, cellular component: cytoplasm. The coding region runs from base 485 to 1471 and encodes 328 amino acids. The record is from RefSeq and is a predicted model, not a curated record. NCBI's taxonomy places the organism in Eukaryota, Metazoa, Chordata, Actinopteri, Cypriniformes, Catostomidae. The transcript is spliced from 8 exons.
UCUGUUAAACAGGAUGCUGCUUCUCCGUUUACUGCGGCAACAGCUGAGGUCUGCUUCCUGAGUUUUCUUCCGACCUCAGAGAGUUACAGGGCAGAAAGGAAGUUUGUGUGUGAUUGUGCGAAGGCAAAAGGGAUUGUGUAGUGUACAUUUGUGAGAACGAGGAAAAGAAAGGAGGUUAAGAGAGAGAAUGAGAGAGCAUGGAAUGCUGUGAUGUCGCCACCUAAGUCAUAACACAAAGGCAAGAAGGACACACAAGCACUCUCUCUCCCACUUAGUAAAGUCUGCCGUGGAGCGUCCGCACCCAGCUCAUGUCCAGUUUAUGGAGGCUGAUCAGUGAUGAGAGCGUGUGUGUGGUGAAGGCACGUCACAGCAGCGGGUUUGAGGACCAGUCCGGGCUUCAUCAUUGUUACCAUCAUCACCAUCCUUGCUUUUACAGACCAUUGCUGAACCUUAGGAUAUAUAAAGGACCACCACACACACGACCAUGCUGCAGCAGAUCUUGAAGGACAUGUACAUCGACCCGGAUGUGUUGGACGCUCUGAACGAAAAGCAGAAGAAGACCCUCUUCCUAAAGAUGCGUGAGGAGCAGGUGCGACGCUGGAAGGAGCGAGAGGAGAAGCUGGAGAGGGAGCCAUUCAAUCCCAAACCAAAGACAGCUCGUAGAAAGAGUGUGAGCUGGCUGCUGGGACGAGACGGAGAUGUGCAGGUCAAUGUCAUCGGUGAGGUGGAUGAACUCAAAUGCUCCAAGAUCAUCUAUUCAGGGUUUGGAGAGAGAAAAACACCCAGCGUCCUCAACAUUUCAUACAACCAGCCCGGCACUUUGAAAAGCAACUUGGCAAACCGAACAUCAGCAGAACCUGUACGAUCAGGGAGAGAAAAUCUUCCACCCAAAGUGCAUUCAGGAGUCCAGCUGAACUUAAAGGAGAACAAUGACAAAGACUUAAGGACUGUGGUGCCUCCACAGGUGCCAGUGAAUGAAGAAAAGCUGUCAUUAACUGUAGAAAAUGUAUCCCAUCAUCAGCCUCAAGAGUCCACAGAGAAGGCUGAGUCAGGAUGGUCAGAAGAUGACUCAGCACUCUUGUCCUCAAUUUGCUAUCAGCCCCGCAUGAGAUCUUUCCUCCAGACACACUCGGCUCUCAGGAGCCCUGCCCAUAUAGACACAGAGGAAAGGAUGACCAAUCAGUUGCCUGAUACAUCCAGAUUCCAUCCCCAAGACACCCCCAAACCACAGAUCAACAGAGGAAAAGAUUUCCAAAUGAUGCCCGCCGCUAAUCGGGCGUUUUCUGUUGAUGUGGGGUCUGAAGUAGCCGAGAAGAUCUGUUUGGGACGGGGCCGUGUUGCUCAGCUUAUGAAAACAUUCAGUGUGUCCAGUGAGUCCCCGUCCUCUCAAGCUCCACCCCGUGCCAACAAACCUCCAAUCGCGGAAAAGCCUUGCCACUUGAGGCUCCGCCCCUCACCCUCCCUCAGGUAAUCGACAAGGGACCAACCCCUGCACUUCAUCCAGGCCCCUUCGGACGCUGCAAGACACCCAACCAGGUGUCUUGUUAAUUGGCUCUAUUGAGGUGUGGAUGCUUAGCUUCUCUCAGGAACUUGAAUGCUUUAGUUGCCAAAAUAAUGCAGCAGGGGAAAGUUUUUUGCAAUGUUGUUUGUUGUUUUUUUGUAUUUUUUUUUUUUUUUUUGUGGUAUGAGGAUGUUUGUAAAACUUUCAGAAGGAAUGAAA